This is a messenger RNA of Camelina sativa (false flax), 556 nucleotides long. RefSeq names its product RING-H2 finger protein ATL64-like. Lineage: Eukaryota; Viridiplantae; Streptophyta; Magnoliopsida; Brassicales; Brassicaceae. The record is from RefSeq and is a predicted model, not a curated record.
AACUAUAACCAAUUUAGUUUUUUUUUCAUCACACUAAUCUAAAAAUCAAAAUCCAUAUUUAAGAACAUUACUAUGCAUCCCCAAAUUUAAAUCAAUUUCAUAAAAUCUUCAAUUUAUGGAAUCAAGCUGUUGUGGUGAUUACGUGGUGGCUGCUUCGACGCCGGAGAUGGCGGCGGUGGUUACAGAAUCCGAAUCAAUAGCGUUGAGUCUUCUAUGUAUCGUCUUCAUCGUUCUCUUCUACGGCUCGAUUAUUCUCCUCUGCUUUGUUAUGUACCCGAAGCUACCGAAGGAAGAGAUCGGAGACGAAGAAGCCGGAGAGCCGUUACCUCCCGCCGUGAGACUCACGAAAUGCGGCGGCAGAGACGGCGGUGAUGUUGAUGGAGUUAAAGCUGACGUGUGCGUGAUUUGUUUGGAGGAGUUUGAAGUAAACGACGUCGUUAGAAUUCUUGUGAGAUGCAAGCACGUGUUCCACGUGGAGUGUAUAGAUUCGUGGUGUUUUUAUAAGCUGACAUGUCCGGUUUGUAGAGCACCGUUUCGGUGGUUUGGUGAUUGGUAG